AACAAAUUGCCCAAUAUUAGCCCACCUUGCUUUGCCCUAAUUGGUCACCCCCGCCACCACACUCUGAUAUCGCAAGAACAAGCCUUUAUCUCAAGUUCUCAACUAAGCUCAGCCUACAUUCUUCACGAAUUGGAAUCUCCGCAGUAAUCAUCGAGGCCGAAAACCCUAGAUUUCACGUUAUGGGUGAUCUUUCAAGCGGAAGCGACCGGAAACUACCAAAGCUCCCUAUUUCAGGCGAACGGAACAUUCUCAUCACCAGCGCCUUACCUUAUGUCAACAAUGUUCCGCAUCUUGGCAACAUAAUUGGCUGUGUUCUGAGCGCUGAUGUUUAUGCACGCUUCUGCCGGCUCCGAGGCUACAAUGUGAUUUACGUCUGCGGGACUGAUGAAUAUGGGACUGCAACUGAAACGAAGGCCAUGGAGGAGAAUUGCACACCCCAACAGAUAUGUGACAAAUACCAUGCGAUUCACAGGGACAUCUAUAAAUGGUUUAAUAUCAGCUUUGAUGAGUUUGGUCGCACCUCUACUCCACAACAGACUGAUGUUUGCCAAGCGAUCUUCAAGAAACUUUUGGAUAACAAUUGGCUUAUAGAGAAUACCAUGCAGCAGUUAUUUUGUGAAACAUGUCAAAGAUUCUUAGCUGACCGAUUUGUGGAAGGCUCUUGUCCAACAAAAGAUUGUGGCUAUGAUUCUGCACGUGGAGAUCAGUGUGAGAAGUGUGGAAAGCUUUUAAAUCCCACAGAGCUCAUUGACCCUAGAUGCAAGGUUUGCCACACAACGCCACACAUUCGUGAUACAGACCACUUGUUUCUUGACCUCCCUCAACUGAAGGACAAGUUGGAAGAGUAUAUAAACCACAUGUCAGUAGCUGGGCUUUGGAGUCAAAAUGCAAUUCAAGCAACUAAUGCAUGGCUGAGAGAAGGGUUGAAACAAAGAUGUAUUACUAGGGAUUUGAAAUGGGGUGUUCCUGUUCCACUUGAGAAAUUCAAGGAGAAGGUAUUUUAUGUUUGGUUUGAUGCACCUAUUGGAUAUGUGUCAAUCACUUCAUGCUACACUGCUGAGUGGGAGAAAUGGUGGAAAAAUCCUGAAAAUGUGGAGCUUUAUCAAUUUAUGGGAAAGGAUAAUGUUCCAUUCCACACAGUUAUGUUUCCAUCAACACUUCUUGGUACCGGUGAAAAUUGGACUUUGAUGAAAACGAUUAGUGUUACCGAGUACUUGAACUAUGAAUCAGGGAAAUUCUCAAAGAGCAAGGGAGUUGGUGUGUUUGGAAAUGAUGCAAAGGAUACAAAAAUUCCUGUGGAAGUAUGGAGAUAUUACUUACUAACAAAUCGGCCCGAGAUAUCAGACACGUUAUUUACAUGGACUGAUUUGCAAGCAAAGCUAAACAGUGAGCUGCUGAACAAUUUAGGCAAUUUCAUCAAUCGUGUCCUGAGCUUCAUUGCUAAGAAUCCAGAUUCUGAAGAAAAUAGAGGUGCAGGAUAUGGCUCCAUAAUUCCUGAUUCUCCAGAAGUGGAAUCACAUCUCUUAACUAAAACCUUUGGAGAAAAAGUUGGUGAUUUAGUAGAGCAGUAUGUGGAAGCUAUGGAGAAGGUUAAACUGAAGCAAGGUUUGAAGAUUGCCAUGAGCAUUUCUGGUGAGGGAAAUGCAUAUCUACAAGAGAGCAAAUUCUGGAAAUUGUUCAAAGAAGACAAACCUUCUUGUUCAAUAGUCAUGAGAACUUCAGCUGGAUUAGUGUACCUCCUUGCAUGUCUCUUAGAACCUUUUAUGCCUUCCUUUUCUGUAGAGGUUCUUAAGCAGCUCAAUUUGCCUCUUGAAGCACAACUAUCGCUUUCUGAUAAGAAAAAAGACGUUGAGAAGGCAAGGAAACCUUGGGAGUUCCUACCCGCUGGCCACAAAAUUGGAACACCAGAACCAUUGUUUAAGGAAUUGAAAGAUGAAGAGGUGGAGUUUUUCAGGCAAAAAUUCUCUGGAAGUCAGGCUGAUAGGAUUUUGAAAGCAGAAGCUGAUACCAAAAAGAUAAACGAUCAAUUAAAGAGGACAGGAAUUUCAGAUGGAAAUGGAAAGAAACAACGGGCAGCAAAACCUGCUGCUGAGUCCAAGUCUAAGUCAGCCCCAGCCGAAGCCGAAAUUUCAAUCAGCAGGCUUGAUAUCCGUGUUGGACUUAUUACAAAAGUUCAGAAACACCCUGAUGCUGACUCUUUAUAUGUGGAAGAGAUUGAUGUAGGUGAAGCACAACCUCGCACUGUUGUUAGUGGGCUCGUUAAGUACAUUUCUCUAGAAGAAAUGCAGAAUCGUAAGGUCUGUGUUUUGUGCAACCUCAAGCCAGCUACAAUGCGUGGUAUAAAAUCACAAGCCAUGGUUCUGGCUGCUUCAAGUGCAGAUCAGACUAAAGUUGAAUUGGUUGAGCCACCCGAAUCUGCUGCUAUUGGUGAGAGGAUCAAAUUUCUGGGUUUUGAAGGGAAGCCAGAUGAUGUUCUUAACCCAAAGAAGAAGGUCUGGGAAACAAUUCAACCUGACUUGCACACAGAUAAGGGACUUGUUGCUUGCUUCAAAGACCUCCCUUUCACUACAUCGGCUGGUGUAUGCAAAGUUUCAUCCAUAUCGGAAGGAUCCAUACGGUGAAUCAUCCGUAAAGAGGACUAGGAAACGAUAAACUUAACCCCGAGAUUUUGCUCCAUUGUUUUUCUUUCUCGAGUUGUCAAUUUUUAUUUUUUUAUUUCAAAGGACCCAAACACAUUGCAAUAGCAAUUGUCAUGUUUCAACUUUCAACAAUGAUAUUUAUUUACAAGCACAGUAUUUUGCAUUAAAGCAAGGAUUUUU
Messenger RNA from Impatiens glandulifera, 2819 nucleotides. Its product is annotated as probable methionine--tRNA ligase. Gene Ontology annotation, molecular function: ATP binding; methionine-tRNA ligase activity; tRNA binding. The record is from RefSeq and is a predicted model, not a curated record. NCBI's taxonomy places the organism in Eukaryota, Viridiplantae, Streptophyta, Magnoliopsida, Ericales, Balsaminaceae. Gene Ontology annotation, biological process: methionyl-tRNA aminoacylation. The transcript is spliced from 17 exons. The coding region runs from base 180 to 2621 and encodes 813 amino acids. Gene Ontology annotation, cellular component: aminoacyl-tRNA synthetase multienzyme complex; cytosol.